UCCAGUUGUAGAUGUGGAUAUAUAACUAUAUGUGCGUAUAUAGACUUUGCUUUCAGCCAGAAAUAAUAUUAAAACACACACAUCUAAGAAAUGUUACAUGUAAUAUAAAAUUAUAAUAGAUGCUAUAUUAGUGAUAUUUUGAUAUAUAGAUGAUAUUUUGCCCUUAAAAUCAUAACACUGACUAUAUACUCUACAUAUGGACCAUAGAGGGGGAAAUAAUGCAUUACACAACAUAAAAGAUUCAUUAUGACAGUAAAUGUUCAGCAGGAUACGGUGAUAUUUUUCAAAGGGAUUUGGGCUGUUGUCGUCAUGGCAACUUCAGGCUACACCGCUGAGGAGCUUCCGCCCUCCCAAUCGCAAGGGGGCAACGUCACGACGGCCUCGUCAACCCUGCAGAAAGCCACUUCCACCUCCACGUCCCAGUUCCUUUCUGACAUACAGAGCUCGCCGGGAUCCGCUCCUUCACAGACGGCUUCUAUCAUAAGAGCACAGGCCACACCCCCUGUCACUCAAAAGAAAGUGGUUUUGACCACACCCCUUCAAGGAGCCGUGACAGCCGAGCAGUAUGUGUCAAGAGAGAUACAAAGCUCCGCCUCCCAGGCAGGAAACAGCCAGAGCGCCCAGCAGUACAUAGUGGUGACCGUUACCGAGGGCUCUCUUCACUCGAAUGACUCUGAAUCGAAUUCUCCUCCCGCGGGACAGACUGGUGUACCCACACAGGUAGUGCAGCAGGUGCAGACAGCACAGCAGAGGUCAGUGGUUCAGGCCACAACCAAGAGUCAAAGUGGACAACUGGGGGUCAGCAACCUACACAUCACACCUGAGGUUCCUGUACAGCAUGUUUACCCGAGCCAGUUUGUGGAGGGAGACGCCAACUACAGCAAUACUGCAAUUCGUUCCAGUAGUUACCAGUUUACAGACCCCUCCCUCUACUCUCAGGCCACGCCCUCCGUCACUUACUAUGAGACGUCGCCCACCACUGGCUCACAGGUCACGUCCACUGCCAGCUCUCAGCCUGUGUCUGUGACGUCCGGGAUGGGCACAGGAGUGGUCUCCAUGUUCUCAGAGGGCAGUUCGGGGAUCACUGUGGUGGCUGGCGGGUCCUCGUCAGGAGUGGGCGGGGCAGGAGGCGUGGUUACCAGUGGAGGAGCGGGAAGUUACGUGAUUCAGGGCGGGUACAUGCUCGGCGGAGGGAACCAGAAUUUCUCACACAACACACGUGCAUCACCUGCGACUGUGCAGUGGCUGAUGGAUAACUAUGAGACCGCUGAAGGUGUGAGUCUUCCUCGCUGUACUCUCUACUGUCAUUACCUCCUGCACUGCCAGCAGACCAAGCUGGAACCUGUGAACGCCGCCUCCUUUGGCAAACUCAUCCGCUCUGUGUUCAUGGGCCUCAGGACAAGACGUCUCGGCACCAGAGGGAACUCUAAGUAUCAUUACUAUGGCCUUCGAAUCAAGAGCAACUCCCCCCUGCACAGACUGGUGGAGGACCAGCAACACCUGGCCAUGAGACAACAGCCGUUCUCACAGAAACAGAGGAUAAAGCCUGUGCAGAAGGUGGAGGGACUGACCAAUGGAAUGGGCUUGGGGGCGGGGCAUCAACAAGGGGCGGGGUUGUCUGAUAUCAGCACCCAGGUUCACCAGUAUCAGCAGUUUUUGGAUGCGUCUCGCAGUCUGGCGGAGUUCCCUGACGUCAAAGAUGAGGGUAUACCUCUGCCGGAUGGACUCCUUCCUCAACACGUACACACAUAUCAGCUGGUCUACAGAGAGCACUGUGAGGCAAUUCUGGACGUGAUGGUAAACCUGCAGUUCCCUCUUGUGGAGACGCUGUGGAAGAGUUUCUGGAGGUUCAGUGAAGGACAAAGCGGUGACUCGGAUACCCUCGACCUUCAUGAGGAUUCAGAGAAGCGUUUGCCCAAGUCAGUUCUGGUUCUGUUGUGUAAAUAUGAGCCUAUCCUGCACUGGACCCGUGAAUGCGACAACUUACUGUAUCAAAGCCUAGUGGAGAUCCUCAUCCCUGAUGUCCUGAGACCCAUCCCCAGUGCCUUAACUCAAGCCAUCCGUAACUUCGCUAAGAGUCUGGAGAACUGGCUGACCAAUGCCAUGAUCAACAUCCCGGAGGAGAUGGUCCGCAUCAAGAUUGUGUGUGCCGGAGCGUUCGCUCAGACUCUGCGGCGCUACACAUCUCUCAAUCAUCUGGCUCAGGCGGCCCGCGCCGUCCUGCAGAACACGGCUCAGAUCACACAGAUGCUCAGCGACCUCAACCGCGUUGAUUUCACCAAUGUACAGGAGCAGGCCUCGUGGGUGUGUGGCUGUGAAGAUGGUGUGGUCCAGCGGCUGGAGCAGGACUUUAAACUCACCCUGCAGCAGCAGAACUCUCUGGAGCAGUGGGCCGUAUGGCUGGACAGGGUCGUCUCGCAGGCCCUGAAGCCAUACACCGGCAGCCCGGCCUUCCCCAAAGCAGCCAAACUCUUCCUGCUCAAAUGGAGCUUCUACAGUUCUGUGGUGAUCAGAGAUCUGACCCUGCGCAGUGCUGCCAGUUUUGGCUCGUUUCAUCUGAUCAGACUGCUGUAUGAUGAGUACAUGUAUUACCUGAUCGAGCACAGAGUCGCAGAGGCCAAAGGAGAGACGCCCAUCUCUGUCAUGGGAGAGUUUGCCUGUCUGAACAGAAGUCAAAGGUCAAUGGAUCCUGAUAAAGAUGAGGAGGAUGAGGAGGAGGACGACGAGACCGAUGAGGAUCAGGACAUGGCCAUCCCUGUAGUUGUGGGGGAGGAGUCACUAGAGCCGCCCACCAAACUCGCCAGAACAGAGCUCUUCAACACCAACAACAACAACACACCAAACUAACACACAGUCAUUUCUGCUUCAUCCGUUCAGACUGAUUCACACUGACACUGUGGAAGCCAUGACUGUAUAUGCUGAACUCGUUUCUCCGAGAGCCAGUUUGGCAUUGAAAUACAAUCUUCAAUUUUGCUAAUUAUUAGAGGAAGUUCAGUUUGAGAUCAUUUCCUGUAAACACAGAGAAACUGAGCAAUCGUUUGAGUUUCCUGAGAUGAAACCGCCCUCAGAGCUGCUGUAUGAUCUGAUGAGGCUUUUCUAGUGAACGGUGACAUUCAUAUGCCUUAAUUAAGCACACACACUCACACUCACACACAUAUUUUCAUUGCCUUCCCUUUCUUAAAGCUGCCAUGUGUGUCAUAUGUCUUGGCUCUUAAAGUUACAGUUCAUCUAAAAGUGAAACCAUUCACCCUUGUGUCAUUCCAAAAGUGUGUUCCAUAGAAGAAAUAAAGUUAUGUAACGACGUUAGGGUGAAUAAGUGAAGAUGGACGUUUCAUUUUUGGGCGAACCGUUCCUUUAAGAGUACUGUUUUGAUGAUCAUUCACCCGCUCCAUGCUGCCAUAGAAAUCAUUCUUUGCCAAAGCCAAUCAUAGGUCACCUAGGCCUGUUCCUCAUUAAUAUUCAUGAUCAUUUAAGGUGUCGCUGUAAACCACAGCUGCAGAUUUUGCCUUUCACAGCUGUAACACCACAUGUCCUUCCAUGCUUUUGACUUUCUUUUUUUAAUUAUAAUGAAAAUGAUAUAUAUAUAAUUGUUGUGCUUUAAUCAGCUGUUCAGCUUUGAUGCUUUGUGAUUUGAUGCUAAAGGAUCAAACGUGCCUUCAGAGGAUUAUUCAAUCUAGAGAUCCAUAAACGUAUCAACAAAUGUCAAAAACAAUUAUGAGAAUGCAUUAUUUUUUCCAAACUUGGAAUCUCAUCAGGCCUCAUUUGUAAAAUAGAAGCAGAAUCAAUUUCGUGUAAAUUGUAAAACCAUUUUCAAACGUUUGGUUGAAUGGUUUCCACAGAUUGACGAAUGAGAUCCAGUGAUCAUUGACUUCACUGUAUUAAAUAAAUACAUCAUGUGUUUAUAAAGAGAUUAAUUUCA
Molecule: messenger RNA, 3919 nt
Organism: Cyprinus carpio (common carp)
Lineage: Eukaryota; Metazoa; Chordata; Actinopteri; Cypriniformes; Cyprinidae
Product: MHC class II regulatory factor RFX1-like
Biological process (GO): regulation of transcription by RNA polymerase II
Cellular component (GO): nucleus
Molecular function (GO): DNA-binding transcription factor activity, RNA polymerase II-specific; RNA polymerase II cis-regulatory region sequence-specific DNA binding
Source: RefSeq, a predicted model, not a curated record